Closterium sp. Naga37s-1 is the source of this 638-nucleotide messenger RNA. The record is from the annotation of a GenBank genome assembly. NCBI's taxonomy places the organism in Eukaryota, Viridiplantae, Streptophyta, Zygnematophyceae, Desmidiales, Closteriaceae.
GCCUUGCCACGUGGGUACACACGCGCCAGCAGUGGAGGGCAGGGGGAGGGGCGGGGGGGCGAGCGCAACUGGAGCAGAGGCAACGGGGGGGGGUACCGGGGGGUGAACGGGGCGAAGGGGCAGGUGGUGGGAGGGCGGAUGAUGCAGGGGUUAGUGGUGCGGAGCAGGAGGGGCGUGCUACAGCAAAGAAUGCAAUCAGUCUUGGCACCACGUACGAGCAACUCCUCUCCACCAACCGACCCUUUCCCAAACCUGUGCCUCUGCCCGUGAGUCCCUUCCCUAGUGCCUCUUCUGCCAUUCUCCCCCCUCGUCUCGCCUCUCCCUUUUGUGUUUCCCACGUACUCGCAGUCUUGCCCCCAUCCACACAUCACCAUCUGAGUGUUAGCACAUUGUUGUGUGAUCUCUUCUCCUUGUCCCUCGUCCCUCGUCCCUCCCUCAGCCUUGUCAAAGGGGAUGAGGUCCGGAGGAGCUGGUGUGAUGCUGGCUGGGAUGGCAGUGGUCCGUGUCUCCCUCUGUCUCCCUCUGAGCCCGUCUCCACGUGCAUUUCUCGUUGCCCUCACCUCACCUCCCCCGCACAGCUCAUCAAGCCAUUCCUCCACUACCUCGUCUUCUCUGUCGCACCCUCUCCUCACCUCUAG